Messenger RNA from Lepisosteus oculatus (spotted gar), 561 nucleotides. RefSeq names its product reactive oxygen species modulator 1 (gene romo1). NCBI's taxonomy places the organism in Eukaryota, Metazoa, Chordata, Actinopteri, Semionotiformes, Lepisosteidae. Gene Ontology annotation, biological process: protein insertion into mitochondrial inner membrane; protein import into mitochondrial matrix. Gene Ontology annotation, cellular component: TIM23 mitochondrial import inner membrane translocase complex. The record is from RefSeq and is a predicted model, not a curated record.
ACGCUAGGGGGCGCUAUCACCCUUAGCGAGAGGCUUUCACAUCACGUGUCAUCACAUCAUCAGGCCUCUACUUCCUGUCGCGUCUAGGAAACAUGGAAUCCUGCUGAUAGGCUGGUCGGAGCGAGAGAAGAAAUAAGUUAAAAAAAAAAAAAGACCUGCUUUUAACACGAGCAGGGGACGCAGAGCUAUUUGGAAUUUUUUAAGAACAAACGAUGCCGGUAGCUGUUGGACCGUACGGGCAGUCACAGCCCAACUGCUUCGACAGGGUGAAGAUGGGCUUCAUGAUGGGCUUCGCUGUAGGAAUGGCCGCCGGAGCAAUGUUCGGCACCUUCUCCUGUCUCAGGAUAGGGAUGAGAGGGAGAGAGCUCAUGGGAGGAGUGGGCAAGACCAUGUUACAGAGUGGAGGGACUUUCGGCACUUUCAUGGCUAUUGGAAUGGGCAUCCGCUGCUGAACCCCUCCCCCUCCCCGGGUACACCACUGUCCGAUUUAGGAAUCCCGUGUUCUGUCUUCUCUGUAAAUAAUUUUGAAUAAAAAAGGCAAAUAAAAGUUCCACUAAUAAA